Molecule: messenger RNA, 2745 nt
Organism: Malus domestica (apple)
Lineage: Eukaryota; Viridiplantae; Streptophyta; Magnoliopsida; Rosales; Rosaceae
Source: RefSeq, a predicted model, not a curated record
GCACCAGGGAUGAACAUUUUUCCUUGGACUGGAGAGUUAGGUGCGUCAAGUUUUCCAACAGACCACCGUAGAAUGAACUUCAAUAUCAUGCCCUCAUGUGUGUCAUCGCUGCUUUCCUCAAGGCUAACUACACCUCAAACAGUAAAACAGCAAUAAAUCUGUCUUGAUGACAGCUUAUUUUCUUGACAACACAUGAAAGCCUCUACAAGAUGUCAGCAGCUGAAGUUUCAACUCCAGAUGAUCGUGGCGGUGAAAACAUAAAUGCAAUGUGAGCUCUCUACCCAGGUUCGAUUUAUGAUAUUCAAGCCAUCUGGAAUUCCUCUGCACCAAAGGCUAACCCCCCCAGUUUUUACCAAAUACUCAAACAGGAGUUGCAAGCACUCUCUAUAGCUAGUCCAGGGGACAUUAACUUCCUGGCUGAUUUCAAAUGUGUUCCCAGAGGAAUACAAAGGGUCUCGUUUUAUCCUUCGCAGAACAGUUACUAAUGUUCACCGUGCAAUUUCAACUUACAAUGCCACGGUUUCUCCAUUCAAGUCAUGUUAAAGUUGAGCAUCAGACCCUGAUUUUCACCAGAGCUAAUCAAUAGCCAUCUUAUAAAAUCCCAUUCACUACGAGGUCUUGGCAAGCAAUUCCCGAGUUUGGAGGCUUGGUAUGGAAUGAUGGAGAGUGCACAGGAAGGAGAAGGAACUACGGAGGAAGCAAAGAAGAGUAAUGUCGCCAGGAAGCUUGAGAAGCAUCAGCAAGUUCGCAUGCUAAACCCCAGAUUGAAAGACAGUUUGGGGGCACAUCUUGGAAGGCAAGGAACCUGAGUUUUACAUAAACAAGCUUUAGAGGAAGAAGCGAGAGGGUGUUGGCGCUGCUGCAUAAACAGUUUGUUGACGCUGAUAUAAUAGCCGUCACCAUACAUUGAUGGCAGACUAAUCCCGCUUGUUAAACAGUCCUGGAACUACACAACAUCGUACUCUCGAUACACAAAAUACAUUCAUGGGAGUUCGAACCCGGAUUGAGGGUUUCAGUUGUAAUGAAUUCGAUUCCGCAUGUUGUUGGAAUCAUUUGAAAAUCCACGUACUUUACGAGUCAAUAUGCUCCCUCGGUUCAAAACCGAGAAAACAUGGGCUGAUCAUCAUAUUUUUUUGGCCCGUUUGAGUCCAUGCGUUCCAAACAAAAAUGUGGGCCCAAAACAAAAUGGGCCCAGAAAAUACCUCUAUAAAGCCCACCUGUUUGUCCAUGAAUUUGCAUUGCUUCUUCGUCUUCGUCUUCUGAAGACACAGAUUAUGCGACGAUGAGUGGGGGCGGACGAAACGUGAACGGAAACUUAAACGCGGUGUUCUACGCGGAGGCGUAUCAUCCGAUUCAGGCGGGAAGCAUAGACGGCACCGACACUCUCCCUCACGACAACGCCGUCUACCGAGCCUUCCUCUGCUCCUCCGCUGGCCUCUAUGACCCCCAGGGGGACCCCAAACUCCUCGGCGACCCUUAUUGUACUCUCUUCGUUGGUCACCUUUCUCAUCUCACUACCGAACGCACUCUUCGCAAGGCUAUGAGCAAGUAUGGCCAGGUCAAAAACUUGCGCUUGGUCAGGCACAUUGUAACUGGUGCUUCGCGCGGAUAUGCUUUUGUUGAAUAUGAAACCGAAAGGGAGAUGCAGCGUGCAUAUAAGGAAGCUCACCAUUCCUUGAUUGAUGAUUCUAAAGUUAUCGUUGAUUACAACAGACAGCAGUUGAUGCCAGGGUGGAUUCCAAGAAGAUUAGGAGGUGGUUUCUGUGGUAAGAAGGAAUCUGGACAGCUUCGUUUUGGAGGACGAGAAAAACCAUUUCGAGCUCCCCUGCGUCCAAUCCCAUAUGACGAGCUGGAGAGACUUGGGAUCCCACCUCCACCAGAAGGAAGAUACAUGUCACCCUAUCAGGUCCCGUCCCCACCUAGAAGGAAAGGGAGCUCCAUGGAUAGAAAAGAAAGUGCCCAUGAAAGGUCCAUGGACAGGGAAGCGAACAUGUGCAGAAGUAGUCCUGUGGAGAACGAAGAAAGGUUUUACAAAAGAUCUAUUGACCCAGAGGACAGUUCUGUAAGGAGCUCAACUGAGACAGAAGAACACUAUCACAACAGGAGCUCGGUUGACAGAGCAGAGCGCUCUCACAGGAGCUCUAGGGAUAGGGAUGAGCGUGCUUCCAGAGGCACAAGUCCCGUCACCGUGAGAGGUCCACCGGCCGUGAUCGCUACUAAGAUUUUCAGCUGGAUGCAGCAAGGGGUUAUGGAAGACCAAGGAGAGCAGUCACUCAUGAUUUCGAAGGAGAAGGAACUACAGAGGAAGCAUAGAAGAGUAAUCAUGUUGCCAGGAAACUUGAGAAACGUCAGCAAGGUCGCACUCUAGACCCCCAUAUUGAAGAGCAGUUUGGAGGUGGGAGAUUGCUGGCUUGCAUAUCUUCCCGUCCAGGCCAAUGUGGCAGAUGUGAUGGGUACAUCUUGGAGGGUAAGGAACUUGAGUUUUACAUGAAGAAGCUCCAGAGGAAGAAGGGAAAGGGUGCUGGCGCUGCUGCAUAAACAGUUUGUCGACGAAGCUCUUUCUUUUUUGGCUUUCGAUGAGAUCCGUUUUAGCUGGAACCUUUUUCAUUUGUCUAGGACAUAUGCUGGUUGCCUGUGUGCUAAUGCAAAUCUUUCGAGUUUUGCUUGGCAUAUCCGGUAUUUCAAGAUUUUGACAAUUGUUUUUUGACCAAUCACUAGUCAAUGUCAUUUGAUAUUUUUGUUGAU